Ichthyophthirius multifiliis is the source of this 1307-nucleotide messenger RNA. RefSeq lists its product as hypothetical. The record is from RefSeq and is a predicted model, not a curated record. Lineage: Eukaryota; Ciliophora; Oligohymenophorea; Hymenostomatida. The transcript has 2 exons.
AAUAAUAAUAUUGAAGAAUAAAAAAAUACAUAAAGAAAUUAAAGAAAUUAAAAUUCUAAUUCUAAAAAUGAUAAUCUGUAUUAACAAAAUAGAGAUAAAGAUAAUGAUAAUGAUUUUUUUGAACAAAUCGCUAAAGAUUUAGAUAAAAACAAAAAAUCAACUAAUUUAUCUAUUUUAUAAUAGAAAAACAAUUAACUAGAAGGAGAUGAAAUUCGUAGAAAAUCUUAGUUUUAUUAAAAAAAUGAUUAAGAAAAGGAUAAAAGAAUAACUCAACCGCGAAUUCGGAGUCAACUUGAUUAUAGAUAAUUAGAAAACGACUAGAAUGAUUAAGCACCGUCAAUUUCUAAAACUCCUAUGUCUUUAUACUAAAAUUUGUAAAUUAAUGGAAGUUUUUAAACUACAAAUAAGAAAAAUAAUUUUAAAGAAAACUCAUCUAGUAUUGAUAAAGAUUAAUUUUUUAAUUUGGGUGGUACAUUAGAUAACAAUCAAUAAAAAAAUAAAAUUAAUUUGAUAAACACUGAAUUAAAUUUUUUUGCUAGUCCUAUAAAUAAAUUAAAAGACCCGCGAUAAGAAAUUAACUAAAAAUUAAUUGAAUAAAUAAAGUAAGAAACUGAAAAUUUACAAAAUACAUAUAAUUUACAAUUAGUAAGUUUGAAAUAAAAAUAUGAGGAAAUAUUGAAAUUCGAAAGGCAAAAAAGCAUUGAAAUGUAAGAAGAAGCAAAUACCCUUUUAAAGGAAUAAUUUGAUAAUUUACGAAAUAUUUUUUUAAAAGAAAUGGAAGAAUAACGCAAAAUUUUUUAAAUUCAAUAAUUGAAAGUGGAAUAGGCUCACGAAAAAAAUAUUUCUUUAUUAAAUUAACAAUUGGAAAAACAAAAUGAAACAUUAUUCUAAGAAAUAAGCUUCAAAACAAACAAAGAAUAAAUAGAUAAAUUAACAGAAUAAAUAUUAAUCCAUAUACCUGAUAGUGUUAAUAUAUAAUUAACUUAACAAUUAAAGGAAAACGAUGAACUAAAAGAAUAAUAAGAAGAAUUAGAAAUAAAAGAACUCGAGAAAAAAUUAUUAGCAGAAAGAUAAUUUAUAGAAAACGAAAAGGAUUAAAUUUAAAAAAUAAAAGAAAAAUUAAAUAAUAGUGAAAUUUAAAUAAUCGAAAAUCUUAAAAAAGAAAAGGAAAUGAUCAAAAACGAAUAUUAAAAAUUAAACGAUGCAUAAACACAUCUCAAUGAAUUAAAUGAAAAAAAUAAAAAUUUGUUAUAAAAUGAGUAAAUACUUUACGAAAAAGAAAAAUUAAAACUCGAAAAUGAAAGAUA